Messenger RNA from Ilex paraguariensis (yerba mate), 1449 nucleotides. NCBI's taxonomy places the organism in Eukaryota, Viridiplantae, Streptophyta, Magnoliopsida, Aquifoliales, Aquifoliaceae. The record is from the annotation of a GenBank genome assembly.
AUGGGCUUUGAGCUACUGGGUUUGGUUCUGGUAUUGUUACUAUGGGUGGCAUGGGCCAUAGUGACGGAGCGACGACAUCGGCGUUUGGAAGAGCAAGGGCGGCUCCCGCCUGGGCCAACGCCAUGGCCGGUGGUCGGCAACAUCUUCCAACUUGGUUGGGCACCGCACGAAUCAUUUGCAAAAUUGGCUCAUAAGCAUGGCCCUAUAAUGACUCUUUGGCUAGGCUCGAUGUGCACGGUGGUGGUCUCGUCAAGUGAAGCUGCGCGUGAGAUGUUCAAGAAUCAUGACAUGGUACUCGCCGGGAGAAAGAUCUACGAAGCUAUGAAAGGAGAUUAUGGGAAUGAAGGAUCGCUCAUCACGGCCCAAUAUGGGCCACACUGGCGUUUGCUGAGGCGGUUGAGCAACACAGAGUUCUUCGUUACAAACCGGCUUGAUGCCAUGGCCGCCGUACGCAGCAGGUGUAUUGAUCAAAUGGUGCAGUUCAUGGCAGAAGCUGGAAAGUCCGGCACCACCGCCAUUGAUGUUGGGAGAUUCUUUUUCUUGAUGGCUUUCAAUCUAAUUGGAAAUCUAAUGUUCUCUAAAGAUCUGUUGGACCCGAAUUCAAAGAAAGGAAAGAAGUUCUUCUACCAUGCAGGAAAAGUGAUGGAGUUGGCAGGGAAGCCUAACAUGGCUGAUUUCUUGCCCAUGCUGAGAUGGCUUGACCCGCAAGGAAUAAGGAAGAAGAUGAAAUUUCACGUAAAUGAAGCCUUUGAUAUUGCUGGAGGGUUUAUUAAAGAAAGAAUGGAGAAUAUGGAUAGUGAUUAUGGAGAUUAUGGGAAUGAAGGAUCGCUCAUCACGGCCCAAUAUGGGCCACACUGGCGUUUGCUGAGGCGGUUGAGCAACACAGAGUUCUUCGUUACAAACCGGCUUGAUGCCAUGGCCGCCGUACGCAGCAGGUGUAUUGAUCAAAUGGUGCAGUUCAUGGCAGAAGCUGGAAAGUCCGGCACCACCGCCAUUGAUGUUGGGAGAUUCUUUUUCUUGAUGGCUUUCAAUCUAAUUGGAAAUCUAAUGUUCUCUAAAGAUCUGUUGGACCCGAAUUCAAAGAAAGGAAAGAAGUUCUUCUACCAUGCAGGAAAAGUGAUGGAGUUGGCAGGGAAGCCUAACAUGGCUGAUUUCUUGCCCAUGCUGAGAUGGCUUGACCCGCAAGGAAUAAGGAAGAAGAUGAAAUUUCACGUAAAUGAAGCCUUUGAUAUUGCUGGAGGGUUUAUUAAAGAAAGAAUGGAGAAUAUGGAUAGUGAUUAUGGUGAAGGCAAGAAGAAAGAUUACUUAGAUGUGCUCUUGGAGUAUCGCGGUGAUGGCGUAGAGGGACCCCAAAAGUUCUCUACGAGAACCAUCAAUAACAUCGUCUUUAAAGAAGAUAUUACUAUUACUAUGUGCCAAAAGAAUAAUAUGCCCUACGAGGAUGAGUAA